AUGUCACCAAACUCGCCACACGUCACUGCCUUCCUCUUCCUCCUUCUCCUACCUCGGCAAACGUCAGGCGCCAUCCUUGACCAUGGUUCAGGCGCAGACCGACCCCAACUGCCCGGUGCAGCGGCCGCCGCGCCUCAAGCACUGGCAAACCUCGCCCACGACCCCGCCCUGGUGAACCUCUUGCUCGCUCACCUGUCGCCAGCCCAAGACGACGAGCGUGACACUCGCGAGACUCCCGUCACCGAGGUGGCCAACUUGGGAUUUGAGCCUGGCUCCGUGUUCGCCGAGCUUUCAUCAGCAAGGCGCCCACCGCCGGGCCAGAUCCGCGACAUUGUGCCCACCAGUGUCACCGAGGUGACGACCUUGACGGCGGCAUUGGCGGACGCGAACGACCGCGCGGCCCUCCUGCGGCUGCGCGACGCGCACGAGUGCCAGCUGGGCCCCGGCGUCGUGGCUCUCUUGGUGGCACUGCUUGGUCGACGCACUUUCUCGAUCGUUGCCCGCCGCGGCGCCGGUCUCAUGCUCACUGAGACGCGACAUCGCCGCUCGCUUCCUCCGCGCGGUUCGCAAGAGCAACCCCGCUGGCGUGGAGCGCUACCGCCGUGA
This is a messenger RNA of Apiotrichum porosum, 606 nucleotides long. RefSeq lists its product as uncharacterized. The transcript has 2 exons. The coding region runs from base 1 to 606 and encodes 201 amino acids. Lineage: Eukaryota; Fungi; Basidiomycota; Tremellomycetes; Trichosporonales; Trichosporonaceae. The record is from RefSeq and is a predicted model, not a curated record.